This is a messenger RNA of Galendromus occidentalis (western predatory mite), 1707 nucleotides long. RefSeq names its product dynein regulatory complex subunit 6. Gene Ontology annotation, biological process: SCF-dependent proteasomal ubiquitin-dependent protein catabolic process. Bases 94 to 1707 code for a protein of 537 amino acids. Gene Ontology annotation, molecular function: protein binding. Gene Ontology annotation, cellular component: SCF ubiquitin ligase complex. The record is from RefSeq and is a predicted model, not a curated record. NCBI's taxonomy places the organism in Eukaryota, Metazoa, Arthropoda, Arachnida, Mesostigmata, Phytoseiidae. The transcript has 4 exons.
UUUGUGUGCAAAGUCUCCGAGAUCCGCGAGUGUCUGCGCGAGGUUCCUGCGAUUUCUAAAGAGCACAGCCUGGGGGAGGCCUAAGACUCGAGUAUGAAUCAACUACCGCCGGAGGUGCUGGAGCAUAUCUUGCUGAAAAUUCACAGCCUUGAUCGAUUGAAACUCUCCGCUGUCUGUCGCCAUUGGUCCGACCUAUUGUGUACGCCAGCCCUGCUGGGAGAUGUUCGUUUCGUUGCUCGUCAAAGCAUCACAAAUGAGACAGCCUCACUAAUCCUGAUGAAUACUCGUCGUGAAUACAAACACCUCGAGCUCUACAGCUUAAGUCUACUGGAUUUCGACGCAAUGUUUUGGGGCAAGGUCGGCGCACACCUCCGUAGUUUGCACAUCACCGUUUGCAAGUGGUCGUCUCAUUCAUUUUAUUCGAUACUCGAGCACUGUCCGAGACUGGAGUCUCUGGAAUUCGUAGGGCCAUACGAAAACAACGUCUUCGGACUGCCUGAAGCGUUGGAACCCCCAGGCGGUGCAAACUUGGAUAAAAUCCGCCGAUGUUUAGCUGGCGUCCGACAUCUUUAUUUGAAAGAAGUUCGUCUGAACGGGAACACUCUCGAUCCCCUGCUCGAUUGCAUGCCGAAUCUAACGUCAUUCUUCUUGGACAGCAGUGGCAUCGAUCCCCUCGGCUUCCCGGAGAUUCUGAGAAGCAUGAUGAAGUGCGAGCGGAAAUUCACAAGUCUGGCGCUGGGUCAUGUAUGCACCGACUCGAGGGUGAGCAAGCUCAUCGAUAAAAACGCGGGGAGCUUGGAAUACUUGUUUUUGGCAAACUGCCGAAGACUCGGGCGAGAGGUCUUCGAAGCGAUCAGCGCCUGUAGCGCACUACGUCAUUUGGGGCUCUGCGAAGCUAAUCAUAUCCGGAAUUCCGAUCUUCGGCGGAUCUUUCGGCGAAUCCCCGAUCUCGAAACCCUCACCCUGGACGUCCCGCGACCAAGCGAUGGAAUAUUUAACUACAUUAACCAACUGAGGAAACUCAAAAAGCUUCGUAUAUCUAGCCGGCCAAACUUACUCGCGGUAGCGCUAGAGAUCGUAGGGAGAAUGACCACGGUCCAAGACUUCGAUAUUCGGCCGCACGCCGCGGAUCUGGAGACUUUGCGCAAGCUCGAAAACCUCAAAGAUCUACGGUGUUUGAGGCUGACUGGUCAGGGCUAUACCCCCGAAUCAUUUGCGUGGAUUGUCGAGAAUUUCCAGAAUUUAAUGGUGCUCGACGUCGGUUUCUCUCCAAUGGUCGAUUCUGACGGUGUAAAGCUGCGUCAACUGAGAAACCUUAGGAAAUUCGAGAUACUCGAUGCUGGCGACCUCACAGACUUGACCUUCGAAAAUGGUGUCGGCUCGUCUGCUAUGUGGUCUCUCUGCAUCGACGAUGCCAAUAUCACGGACGUAGGACUCAGGAACAUAGUGACCCAUCAUAGUCACUUAAAGUAUUUGUCGAUAAACGGUUGCGAGGAAUUAACAGACGACGGUUUGUUGUACUUCAUCCGUCGAGCGCCACUGCUCCAGGAGCUGUACAUGUGCGCGACUCUCUUGACAGACGUUAGCUUGAGAGCGCUGGAAACUUGGUGUCCCCGACUCCAUACGAUCCGGACCAGCCCCCACAUGUCGAAAGAAGCUCGAAUUUCAUUGAGAAACCGCAGACCACAGGUCGCAAUAAAAUCAUAA